Molecule: messenger RNA, 575 nt
Organism: Myripristis murdjan (pinecone soldierfish)
Lineage: Eukaryota; Metazoa; Chordata; Actinopteri; Holocentriformes; Holocentridae
Product: 60S ribosomal protein L22
Exons: 4
Coding region: 29-520 (163 amino acids)
Biological process (GO): cytoplasmic translation
Cellular component (GO): ribosome
Molecular function (GO): RNA binding; structural constituent of ribosome
Source: RefSeq, a predicted model, not a curated record
UGACUGAAAAUGUAGAGAGCACACCUUCAUGGACUCAGGAAUCUUUUCAAAUGUUAUGCAUUUUCUCCUGACCGCUGCCACCCAUGCCAUCCGCCGUCUUUUUGUUAGCUCCAUCACAUGUGGCCCUUCAUUUUGUUUCCAGAAGAAGCAGAACACCAGCAAAGGUGGUAAGAAGAAGAAGCAGGUCCUUAAAUUCACAUUGGACUGCACCCAUCCUGUUGAAGAUGGCAUUAUGGAUGCUGCUAACUUUGAGCAGUUUCUUCAGGAGCGCAUCAAGGUGAACGGGAAAGCUGGCAACCUUGGUGGUGGUGUGGUCUCCAUCGAGAGGAGUAAGAGCAAGAUAUCGGUGUCCUCUGAGGUCCCCUUCUCCAAAAGAUACCUGAAGUAUCUGACCAAGAAGUAUCUGAAGAAAAACAAUCUUCGUGACUGGCUGCGCGUUGUGGCCAACACUAAGGAAAGCUACGAACUCCGGUACUUCCAGAUCAACCAGGAUGAAGAGGAGGAAGAGGACGAGGAUUAAACUGAAAAUUUCCACAUUUUUGUACAUUCAGUAAAUUGUUUAGAGUACAACUGCU